Endocarpon pusillum Z07020 is the source of this 1647-nucleotide messenger RNA. RefSeq lists its product as uncharacterized. Lineage: Eukaryota; Fungi; Ascomycota; Eurotiomycetes; Verrucariales; Verrucariaceae. Bases 1 to 1647 code for a protein of 548 amino acids. The transcript is spliced from 3 exons. The record is from RefSeq and is a predicted model, not a curated record. Gene Ontology annotation, biological process: cell differentiation; regulation of transcription by RNA polymerase II. Gene Ontology annotation, molecular function: RNA polymerase II cis-regulatory region sequence-specific DNA binding; DNA-binding transcription factor activity, RNA polymerase II-specific.
AUGAUGACUCGCCAGAAGCGACGCCGGACCAGUCCAGAAGAUCACGCGGUCCUAGAAGCAGCCUACCAACGCAACUCAAAGCCGGACAAGGCCGAGCGAACAGAAAUCGUGAACAGCGUUUCCUUGGGCGAGAAGGAAGUUCAGAUAUGGUUUCAGAACAGAAGACAAAACGAUCGCCGAAAGUCAAGACCUUUACUGCCUCAUGAAAUGAUGUCACAUUUUCGCAAUCCCAUUCCUCAAGGACUUCUGGACGAACCAAAUACAGUCUUGCAAGACCCUCGCUCCACUCCACAAUCGUCGUUCUCUUCAAUAGAAGACAGUGAGCGAAGUUACUCAAGCAGCACUAGAAAAUCCGAUGUUCGUACCCAGAACGUGUCCCGCGCCUCCAGCAUCCAUGAUCUUCUAAAUCCGAUUGUGUCCUUCAAUAGCGACUGUUCCACAUCCUUCGAGUCACAAAAUGCCGAACAAGUGAGCUCGCUAACGAGCCGAUCGAGCACUGUGACUGGGGAACCAGAGAAUGUAUCUCUCAGAGAUUGCCAAAUCAGAUCUGCGGCACCGUCACCACCCUUGAAAAAGCCUAGUGGUGAUGGUAAUCCAAUUUUAGCCGGAACAAACAAGAAACUUCUUUCUAACGAAAGCAACAAUAUUGGCACGGCUGCAUAUUCAAUCGAGAAAGCCAGUGGGGUCCUAGCCGAACGACCUUCUGAGCAUUCUGCGUCCCUUGACUGGUCAGCUACUCGCAGAAAGAGAGCGUUCACUGAAAUCGAAGAAAUUGCCCUGCCAUCUUCGCAAAAUUCAGGAAUCAGACUGUCGAUGACAGUGGAUGGGGUAGUCAAGGUCAAAACCACUGAUGAGGAAACCCCAUCACCUCCAAAACGACGAGCGCCAAACCUUGCAAGCUUGCGAAAUGAGGAGCUUAAACCCAGUCAUAGUGCAGUCGCCGCGAGUGAAAUGCUAAAGGAAGGUCAAAGAUUUAAGGCGAGACCUACCAGCGGGAUUUUUGGGAGGUCUCGUGAUGCUCGUACGUGGGAAUUUUACUGUGAUGGAGAAGCGAGGACGGCCCUGUCAGCCCAAGCGGAGCACGAGAACAAUGGAUCGGCUGUCGGUGCUAUAAAUCUCAUUAGGUCACAGGGUCAGAACGCAAGAUCCAAAGCACAACAGAGAAGACAAGACAUGGCUCUGAAGCCGAAAAGCGGAGCGGGGAAUACUAGAAAGCAGGCUGCUUCCACUGAACAGAAACCAGAGUUGGUGCGUGCUAUGUCCUCUAUGGCACGUCUAUCAAGCAAGUGCAAAGAAGAUAUUAUCGACAUUGGCAAGUCUAGGAAGAUAUCACAUGCAAGAUCGCCAUCGGGCGAUUCAGACAAGGAGAACUGGGCGCCUGGGACUAGAAGCUCGAGCCAUCCACUGAGACGGAGCCGAGCGAGCAGUGCUCCGCGAGAUGUCCUGCAGGAUCACCAUGCGGCUGUUAGAUUGACGAGCACCAGUACCGGACCCUUUCCAACCAACAAGGACGAGAAUGAUCACAAACAUGGUGUUUGGAAAAAGGAGAUUCGCCAGGCCGACAACCUCUAUCAUGGCAAGGAGAAAGAGGAAGAUCUGGACUGUAUUCAAGGGCUUUUGUCUUUGAGUCAAGGUGCUUGGAAAUGA